Diorhabda sublineata is the source of this 5674-nucleotide messenger RNA. RefSeq names its product E3 ubiquitin-protein ligase NRDP1 (gene elgi). Lineage: Eukaryota; Metazoa; Arthropoda; Insecta; Coleoptera; Chrysomelidae. Gene Ontology annotation, biological process: tumor necrosis factor-mediated signaling pathway; protein K63-linked ubiquitination; positive regulation of JNK cascade. The record is from RefSeq and is a predicted model, not a curated record. Bases 373 to 1320 code for a protein of 315 amino acids. Gene Ontology annotation, molecular function: metal ion binding; ubiquitin protein ligase activity. The transcript has 6 exons. Gene Ontology annotation, cellular component: plasma membrane signaling receptor complex.
AACCAGAAUGAACAGAGCUCUACAAACCUCAUAUCUCAUAAAUGGCAAUUGUCUGAAUAGAAUCCAAAUAAAAUUAACUCGUGUUCGAAAAUUAUUCAAGAUUUUCGAAAGAGCUCUUGAAACAUUCAAUAUCGACGGUUUUGUAUUUUCAAACUGCAAGUAUAUAAAGAAUUUUAAACGAAAAUUUAUUUUAGCAACUUUUGGGGCCCCUGUAUAAGUGACAGAUCUUGGAGUUUGAUAUGAUAUAUGACAAGAUUCAGGAAGUGGGAGGCAGGCAGGUGAAAGCUCCAAAACUUGCUCCCCAAAAAAACUUAUUACAAAAAAUAUCUCAUGAAAUCAUUAAAAAAAUUGCUAUGAUCUUAAACUGUUAACAUGGGAUUUGAACUUAACAGAUUUCAAGGAGAAGUAGAUGAAGAACUGGUGUGUCCUAUAUGUUCAGGUGUUUUGGAGGAUCCUAUCCAGGCUCUUGUCUGUGAACAUGCAUUUUGUAAAGCUUGUAUAACAGAGUGGAUUUCCAGACAACCGACCUGUCCAGUUGACCGGCAGAUUGUAACUUCUCCACAAUUGCGACAAGUACCAAGAAUAAUAAGGAACCUACUAUCAAGACUAUGCAUAACUUGUGAUAAUGCCCAAUAUGGGUGUACCCGCGUGCUAAAAUUGGAUGCUCUAGCUACACAUUUGGAAGAAUGUGAACAUAAUCCGAAAAGACCACUUCCUUGUGAACAGGGUUGUGGACUUAUUAUCCCUAAGGAUGAAUUGAAAGACCAUAACUGUGUAAAGGAGUUAAGAGCACUAAUACAUACUCAACAACAAAAAUUGAGUGAAUUUCAACAGGAAAUGACUGAACAAAGGUUCCUGAUAGUAGAACAGAGAAGGGAGAUGCAAUUACUUAAGGAUUUUAUGAGAGCAAUGAGGAUAUCGAAUCCCUCUAUGAGGGCAAUAGCUGAUGCCAUGGAGAGAGACGAAGUACUGCGUUGGAGUAAUUCAUUACAAAGGGCCAGGGUUACAAGAUGGGGAGGAAUGAUAUCUACACCAGAUGAAAUAUUACAGAGAAUGAUAAAAAGGACAUUAACAGAAAUGGGAUGUCCACCACAUAUUCUCGAUGACUUAAUGGAAAACUGUCACGAACGUAGAUGGCCCCCAGGUUUGUGUUCUCUGGAAACCAGACAGAAUAAUCGUAGGCAAUAUGAGAACUAUGUAUGUAAGAGAGUACCUGGUAAACAAGCAGUUUUGGUUUUAGCCUGUGACAAUAGACAUAUGGGUGAAGAUAUGAUGGUUGAACCAGGUUUGGUCAUGAUAUUUGCCCACGGUAUUGAGUGAAAUAUUUUGUGCUUUAUACAGAGUAACAGUACUAAUUGUGUGGUUUUAGUAAAUAUCUUCAUAUUUGUUAUGAUUGUAUUAUCUGACAUAUUAUUCCUGCAUAUCUACAACAAUAUUCUUGUGUCUGACAGAACUUGUUAGCUGACUGGAUGUAUGAAAUUACAGAAGGUUAUAUUAUUAAUAGAAACUUUGCAGGCUCAGUAUCUCCUUCUACUUCAAGACUUCCACACUUGUGAAUAUUUGAAAUAAUUAAAUUCGAAUUUCUGAAACUAGUGGUGAUAUUAAUACUAAACACACUGUUUAUUACCACUUCACCGACAUUUAUAUCCCUGGCAUGUGGGUAAACUGUUAAAGUGUCCUUAAAGAUAACGGAUAGUAUAAUGGUAAGUCUAGGUGUAGUUAUAGUAAACAGUGUAUCAGUAUUUGAAAUGAUAUAUUCUGUUUUACAUGACGUUCACGUAUAAACCAAGUAAUUAUCUUUCGAGCUAUAGCAGAAUAUCUUGGAACUGAGUUUAAAACAAAAAAAAAUGAUAUUCUAAAGCCACAUGAUUAGUAAUAUUUAACAAGGAUUAUUUCAACUAUAACCUUAGCUAACAUGGAUGAAAAAUGUUUAAUAACAGUAUUAUAUUUUGUUACUGAUUUAUGCAGUACUGUUUGGUUAUUUUUUCGAUACAAAGAGAUUUACUCCUAUGGAGGAAUAAUUUUUAAAAUCAAAGAGACACUCUUAUUUCUAGUUAAUUAAAGCACUAAACUUAUUUCCAACAUUCUGAAUUUAUUAAACAGAUUCUUAAUAACUCUCUAUAGAUGUAAAAUCAAGUCUUCGGUUGAAAAUUCUUCAUUUGGAAGUGGUAUUUGGCUUCAUCUCAAUUAUAUAUAACUAAUACUAAGAAGGAGUAAAAAAUUUAUAACUAAUUGGACACCACUGAAUUUUUAGUGAAAUAAAAAUUGAAUUCAUUUAAAAACUGAAGUAACUGGAAGCACCUUAAUUAAAUUAAUGAUGUGAUCCCUGAACAUUAUCUUUUGAAUAAAUAUAAAUUGCAGCAAUCAUUAAAAAACGAAACAAACCAAUUAUUCAAUCGAUUAACUUUGGGUGAACACUGGUUUAAGCAAAUGUUAACACAGUUUUAGUCAAUUAUACUGUCAAUUAUAUGAUACUAUAGUUAACUUAAAUAACAACUGUCACUGUCAAACAAGCUCUAUAGUCUACUUAUCGUACAGUAAGUUAUCAAUAAAUAUAGACUAUGGAGAAAAACAUGAAUGGUGCGUUAAUUUGGUCCAGAAGUUUAAGUUUUAUAUCGUGUAAUCGCACAAAAUAAAAUAAUCGCUCAAAAAAUUGAGGGUUAAAUUGCCGCACUAUUGAAAAUCAAACUUGGUCCAUGUUAGUUUGAUCAGGUUAUAGUAUGUUUUAAAACAAAUAUACAUUCCUGUUUUCGUAUUGUGUUUAGUAUUGUAUGACAAAAUUUAUUACAUUGACGUGUGACUGAUUUUCUCAUUAUUGCUAAUCGAAGUGAUCUGUCUUUAAAGAAACAACAUGUGCAAGAAGUUAGGUUUUUAUAAGACUGCUUUACGUGCUUGUUAAUUUUUAAUAAAAUAAUUUCGGGGCAAAAUUGUUCUAUUUCAUCAGUUGUAAAAGACCAUGUAUUUUAUAUUAAACGAUGUAUUCAAAUUAUUAAACAUUGCAUACCAGCGAAGCGAAUUUCCUAAUAACUUAAUAAUUUUAUUUAUCUUAUUAUUUUGUUCACAGUUCAUUUUCAUAUGUUGUUGAGCGACAGUCUCUUUCUAAUGGUACACGUACAAUCUUGUUUAUUCCUUACUUUAAUUUACAAAGUUUUCCAAAAUAACUAUCAAUUUAAUUUAAUCGAAUCUGUUCGUUGUUGCUUGGAUAAGCGAAUAUAUCAAAAUUUAUUUUUUGUAAACUGGUUAUAGUCAAUUAUGAUCCAAUGUUUACGACCGGUUUCAUAAUCCCACCCUAACUAGCACUUUAACUAAAACUUCCUUUAGAUUAAAAGGCCCUUUAACUAAAUUGUUAAAGUGAAUUGGUCCGAUAAUCAAUUUGUAACGGCGCGGUGUCUCAAUUAAAGGCUCCUUUAUGACGUUGAAAGAAGGCUGACAAUAUUCUCAUUUUCCAAUAUGUGUCGUUAGAAAAAAAAAUAAAAUGAAACGCAGAAGUGAGUGUUAUUGGACGCUAACAUUUUUUUUGGCUUGAUCUUUGGUGGUGUGCUGUAUUUACCAAUUUAAUUAUUAAAUUCCAUUUUUUUGUUCAGUUUUUCUAUUCAAUGAUUUUCUUAUCAUUUUUAAUCGCAAUUAUUAAAGCUUUUAUAAUAUAGAUGAACAAUUUUUAUUUCUACGACGUUCCUUGUUCUCAUAAUAGAUUUAUCGUAUAAAUUUUCAGUGUUUGCAUUCACUUUUUCCAAUUUUGUCAUGAGAUAUCUCUGAAUACGAUUAACGAAAAAUACGAAGUGGGCCGCGUCUGUCGAUUUUCUUUCAAACUUCAAUAGUGGUGAACAAUAAAGACAGAAUACGAAUUAGUUUUGUUGUUUUAUAGGAAUUAGAAAGUGUUAUUUGAAAUUUUAAUCUAAACUGUAGAAUAAUAUACCUGUUUCAAGUGCUUUUUUAAGGUAAAAAGAAAAAUUUGUAGUGUUAUAAAUGUACUGCUCGUUAAAAUCCCAUUCUAGUGGCCAAUAAAACUCUUGUACCUUUUUGGUAGUUUCGUAUAUAUAUUCAAGUCUCUUCCUCCCGUACUCACAUGAAUAAUUGCAUUUCUAAUCUUUAACUUCAUCAUUCAGAUUAAUUGUGGUCUGAUGUCUUUAAUGGCUUUUGUUCCUUUUAGGCCAGAUAAUACCAUAUGUCCCGCUUAAAAACCGCUUCACUUUCUUUUAGUAAUCUGCUUCUGACUCCAAUAUAUUGCAUGAUGUUAGAAAAGGUUACUUGAAGUUUUGUCAUCUUUUGAUCAAUUGCAAAAAUAGAGAAAUCUCGCCAAAAUCACUGAAAAAACAUUAAAAAACUAAACAUCAUCAAACAACCUCAUAGAUUGUAUUGUUGUUCACCGCUAUAGAAGCCAAAUUCAGCGCCAUCUAGUGACACGUGGUAACCGCCAAUAUUCGCUGUCGCCCAUUAAAAGCACUGUUAUUGAUUAUCCUCAUUUUCCUUGCUCUCUCAAUUAUUUGAAUUCCCAUUUAUUUUCCAAAAAUACGAUGACUUUGUUACUUUUUAAAAACUAUAACACCGUAUAAAAGUACUCAGAAAAUCCACAAAGAGAUGAUUUAUUAAAACAAAUCGAAAAUUAACAGUUUUAAAAUGGAGUUAAGAAAUUUAAAAAUGAUUUUUUUACUUUUUUUGUCAUAUUCGGUAGAAGUUUCUCUUAUUAACACGUUUACUGCCAACUACGAGAUAACCCGUAAAGUGUUUACUUGCCAUUUUUGUGCAGCUUCGAUUAAACUCGGAAUAUAUAAGUGCUAAUAUCGAUAGAUGGGUUCUGGGAACAGAACAAAAUUCAAUGCUGGCUUGCAUGAACAAAAAAUUUAUUAAAAUACGAAUAAUUAUAAAAAUUAGUUCAAAUUUAGCUUUAGAGAAGCGACAGGUCGAAUCGUAUCUGUGCGUGUCUGCGUACGAAUUAACUCGUAGUUGGCUUCCGCGAAGAGAUUUAUCUUACAGAAGCCAACUAUGAGAUAAUUCGUAACACCUUUUUUAAAAAAAACACAUUUUUUAUGGGUUUUAUGAUAACUAUGCACUAGGAUUUGAGUUUUUAAUAAUAUAAUGUAAUUAAAUCAAAUUGUCAUUUUAAACGAAAAUCUGAACCUUGCCAUGGCAGUCAACGUAUUAACCCCCAAAUAUAGAUUUUUAACUUGUAGAUUAAACUAAGCUUGAUAUGCCUCGCAAAUCUUUGAAUUUGUACUCGAAUCAUACUUUUUCUCUCUCACUUUAAUAAAUUGGCCGCAAAUAUAACAAAACGCAUCUGGUUUACAACUUCUUAUAGCCAUUUUGCACAGAUUGAUAUAGUGAAAAAUGAUAUGAAAGACGUUAGUUCUCUGUAAUAUUCAAACACCAAAUUUCAUACAUAACGAGCGAUGCAUGAAGCACUCCUCUUAUUUCUCUUUCUACACCAAUAGCGCGCAAAAAACAAACAUUGUCAAAUCACUAAGUUCUUAAACAGAAAAAAAAAAUUUUUUUGGCCCGUGUAAUCGACACAAACGAAACUUAUGGAAAAAUUUAGAUAAUAUAAGGUAAUAAUUUAAAAAAUUUCCAAACCUUUUCAAAAACUGGUUAACUGAUUCAGCUUAGACUUCAAACAUAGCAUAUGUUUGCAUUUGACGUUUGUCGCUAAAGGAGACUUUUAUGUGCUAAAGAGAAACAU